Molecule: messenger RNA, 765 nt
Organism: Nothobranchius furzeri (turquoise killifish)
Lineage: Eukaryota; Metazoa; Chordata; Actinopteri; Cyprinodontiformes; Nothobranchiidae
Biological process (GO): regulation of transcription by RNA polymerase II
Cellular component (GO): transcription regulator complex; nucleus
Molecular function (GO): DNA binding
Source: RefSeq, a predicted model, not a curated record
CCUGAGGGCGGGGGGGGUUGGUUUGGGGCAAAGAUGAACGCUACAGAGCUGAAGCUGGCGGAGCUGAUACGCGAACACCCCAACCUGUACGACCACUCGCGUCUGGACUACAAGGAAAGCUUCAAAGGGCAUUUGUCUUGGAAUGAAAUCGCGGUCGCCAUGGAAAAGUCAGAUGAAGAGGUUAAGCUGAUCUGGAAAAAUUUGCGCGACAAGUUCAGCAAGGCGAAGAAGCGACUGGUUAAAAGAACCUCCCACCGCCUGAACGACAACGGGAGCCAAGUGGAGAACCUCGUCCCGGAGCUGUUCCAUCAGAUGGCCUGGCUCAGUGCUUUUGUCCAACACCGAGUAGAAAGAAACGUGCCGGAGCCAGAAAAGACGUCUGUCGCCGAAAAGAAGGUAGCUGGAAGAGCAGAUCACCUGGGGAAACCGCAAAAUACAGACAAGAAGGUGCAACUUAAUUUUCUACCAGUCAUUAGUAAUAGUUUUUCUCUGGCCGAUUCAAGUCAAAGUAGUCAUCAAAAUGCUGCAGCUUCUUUAAAACGUAAAAGUCAAACAAACACAGAAAUGGAGAGAAGUUCAGCCGAUGCUCUCAGCAGCCUCCGAGAUGAAGAUGAACUGUUUUUGCUCAGCCUCCUGCCCUCAAUAAAGAGACUUACUGUUAAAAAAAGAAUGGAGGUGCGGAUAAAGUUUCAGCAGGUGCUUUAUGCUGCAGAGUUUGAGGACUAACACGCUCUAAAGACAAUAAACACUGAUGAGUGGAACAGA